Molecule: messenger RNA, 573 nt
Organism: Alternaria atra
Lineage: Eukaryota; Fungi; Ascomycota; Dothideomycetes; Pleosporales; Pleosporaceae
Exons: 1
Coding region: 1-573 (190 amino acids)
Source: RefSeq, a predicted model, not a curated record
AUGCCUGCCCGCAAGCCAAACACUUCCCUACUAGAACUAAUCCACCUCGGCCACUCCAACUACGAAUUCAACGCUUCCAAAUUUUUCGGUACCACAACACCUUUCCCUCUAAACUAUACACCUAACACUUCGAAACUUCUACUCUCUGUCACCAAUGACAAGCUAUACCAUCCAAUCUCCCCGAUCCCCAUCUCAUCUCCCCUCAAACGCUGCUGUGCGAUCUGCUACUUGCACCAGAUCAAGCAUUUCCGCACUUCGGCCUCGAGCAAGAAGUUCCUACCGACAGUUUCGGAGCCAGUUCUUAUGUUGCAGGUCUUCAUGGUCUUUCAUGAGGCUUGCUUGUAUGCAUAUCUCAGCUCUGAUCGUGUGGUACCUGGACCAGGUAGAGAGUUGUAUGAGAAGCGUAAAGAGUUGAAAAACUGGGUGAUCGAGCAGGAGUGGGAUGGUGUGGUGUUGGAGAAGACAUUGGAUAGAGUGUUGGAGAAAAUGACAAAGAUGAUGGAAGAGAAGGCGGAGGAGGUGCAAGGGGGUGGGGAGAUGGUUAAACUAAAGGAGGGCUUGGUGGUGAUGUAA